Messenger RNA from Mizuhopecten yessoensis (Yesso scallop), 4874 nucleotides. RefSeq lists its product as uncharacterized. Bases 114 to 2120 code for a protein of 668 amino acids. Gene Ontology annotation, biological process: positive regulation of DNA-templated transcription. Gene Ontology annotation, molecular function: ubiquitin-protein transferase activity. The record is from RefSeq and is a predicted model, not a curated record. The transcript is spliced from 2 exons. NCBI's taxonomy places the organism in Eukaryota, Metazoa, Mollusca, Bivalvia, Pectinida, Pectinidae. Gene Ontology annotation, cellular component: chromatin; nucleoplasm.
GUACAAAGGCCGCUACAGGGUGGGCGAGACGACGUUUUCACCUGGUUAAUGACUACCAGACAUAUCUAAUAUAUAUAUGAACAGAUAAUCGAGACUAUUCACGGACGUGUAAAAUGGCUGAAGGCGGAACUUGUUCAGACCCUCCCUCUGUGGACAGUACAAGACCUAACCUGUUAGAAUCUCAUCACCUAGAUUGUCCCAUAUGUCUGGAGCAGUUACGGCAGCCGAGGUCUCUACCAUGUCUCCAUUCUCUUUGUGAGGAAUGUUUGAGAAACUACAUCGUCGUGGAAACUUCCGGGACGAGCGAUACGGCGACUUCCUUUACCUAUCCGGUGUGUAGGACGUUAACUCACCCUAUCGACAAAUCUGAGGACAAAGAAAACUGGGCAAAGCAGUUCCCGACCGACAGUCAUACCGUAGAGAUGAUACAAAUGGUGAACCAGACAACAGAGCCAUACCACUGCAAACCCUGCCAGAGGAAAGGAAACAUGACGCCGGCAAAAUUCUUGUGUAAAACCACAGAAUCUUUCUUUUGUGAGUCCUGCAAAGUCGAUUUCCAUGAUAUGGUCCACACUGACUGUGAUAUUGUCGACAUCAAAAGAUCAAACAGGCCCCACCUACGUGUAACACUUGACCACUCGACCAGACGAUGUGACAAACACAAUGACAAAAUGGACUGCUAUUGUCAGGACCACAAGACCCUUGGAUGUAGUAAGUGUAUAUACGUGGAUCACAGGAAAUGUGAGGACGUAUCUACGAUAAAGAAUUACUGCGAGAAAUUAGAAAGUACCUCCCGACUUGAUGAGAUGAGGAAAUCUCUGAAACGAGGAGCAGAUGCCAUGGAAAUCCUGAUAAAGGACUACUAUAAGCAACUUCAAAGUCUCACAGACGACAAAGAUGCAGCAUUGACAAGCAUCGACAAUCUGCACAAACAGAUAGAUAAAUGUGUCUUACAAAUGAAGAAGGAGAUUACAGAUGACUUGGUCACAGCUUACAAAAAGGAGAAAGAGAACCUGAAGAUAGCCAGUCAGAAGUGUGAACGACUGAGAACCGCCAUGGAGAACACACUGGAGGCGUCCUCUACAGCCCAGCAGAAUAUAGAUCACAUGAAUACAGUACUCUUGUACCAGAGAAGCCAGAUGGAGGUCGACUCGUGUAAAGGCCUGUUGGCAGAGACAAAGAAUUCGUAUUCAACCUCUAGGAUUGAGCACAGAAUAGAAUCCAACGUUUCAAACAUCAGUUCAGCCUUAAGCCUAGGAAAAAUAGUUAUUGAAACACAGAAAAAAGAUGUCCAAACUUGCUUUAAAACUUUUCCCAAACCCUUAUCCAGAUGCGAAAUUAAAGAAAUAAGAAAGGUGAAUUUUAAAUGCCCAUCGGAUACGUCGAGUUGCUUAGCAUAUGGAGUUGUUUACCUUCCUGAUGGCCAAAUUGUUGUAGGAGAUUUUCAAAACCAGAAGAUCAAGUUAAUCACUGACGACGGAAAUGUUGCUUCCGAAUUACAAGUAAACGGAACACCUUUGAACGUAUGUAUGGUGGAUAACACCACAGUGGCGGUCGCGGUAACGGGUCCCCGGGGUAUACGUGUAGUGACAGUUGCGCCCUCUAAACUCACUCUGUCAUCAAAAAUAAACACGAGGGAACCAUGUUUCAGUAUAGCGUGCAGAAAUGGCGACUUCAUCGUGAGUACAGGAUUCAAAGUGUGCCGCGUGAGUAAGGACGGUACGACACACAAGUUACACCGAUAUAGUGAUGCAGUGCACGGAAUGUCUUAUGAUUCCCAGCAUGGACAACUGUUCAUCACACAUAACACCGUCACUGAAGGCGAGAUAGUCGUCACCAGAUUGUCUGAUGACAACAAGCACACUGACGUGUUGAGAGUCGGCGUCGUUAAAUAUGCGUUUGGUGUUGAUUUGGACGUCGAGGGUAACGUCUAUGUCUGUGGUUACGGCUCCAACAACGUGGUACAGAUGUCCGGGGACGGGACUAACGUCCGGGAACUGUUAACGGCAGCGAGCGGUAUCGAACGUCCACUGUCAAUCUCCGUAUGUGGGGAUAAAAUUGUGGUGACGAAUGAGUCAUCAAAGCAAAGGGACUGUAUCCGAGUGUUUCAACUGAUUUGACAUUCAGAAUCAAUCGUACUCUUUAUCAGCCGCUAGAACGUUCAUAUAUUUGUAUUUUACAGUGUAAUCACAUACCUGUCAUUAUUUUUGUACUCAGAUUAGAGGGAUCUUUGAAAACAUUUUAUAUAGAUUAAAUUGUACAUGUACUUCAUAAAUAUGUUAAUACAUGAAAUUGAUAUGCUAUUACAGAGUGUUAAACUAUUAUCAUACAGGAUUUAAAAAUAAUUCUUUAUUAAAAAAUGAACUGAUGAGAUUUCCCUUUCCAUACCUCAUUGACACAGUCGGCUACUUUUAAGUUAGCAAAUAUAAAUAUAUCGCAUAUGGAAAAUCCUGCGAAGUUUUACAUUACUUGUACGUGUGAAUUAAUUACGAUGAUGAUACGUGUGUUCUAAUGUAGGAAUCGAACCCAGGGCCUCGGGCUUGUAUCACGUUUUACUAUUUGAGUCGCUGAGCAAUUCUCUACAGCAUUUUCUGUUGGAAACUUUAAUAGUUUACUAGGGUUCUACUUUAUAGAGUGUCAUGUUCUGUAUCUAUGACACGCUUUGUACGUAUAUAAUGUACGAUGAGCAUAAGUAUUUCUGCUUUUUUGGUUCGAAAUUUUGCAAAUAUCUGAACAGAAACACUGCCAGUGAAAUAAAUAUUUAAUUGUAAAAACAGUUAUCUGUCAUCGCAAGACUUCCAAUACAUGAAAUGAAUUUUAGAAUCUGUCAUUAGGAUUGCGCAGUGGCUAGCACGAUUAACCCUUUACUUCCGGUCGAGGUUCGAUUCUUCGAUCAGCCGUGAAAAUGUAUGAUGUCACCUUCCCUUACUCCCGCAUUAGACACCCUGCGUCUUCCAUCCGGGUAUAAUCAGCGUGAUUAAUUUAAGUAGGAAAACAUUGAUUACAUUAUCUUUAUAAAAUAAUUGUAAUCCAAUAAAACUUAAUUGUCAACUACAAUAUAUGCCGCCUCUUACCUGUGGCGUAUUUAAACACUAUAUCUCAAAACGUACGGACGCAUGGACUACCUACAGUCGGUCUAUAGACAGACAUCUCAAAUCUGUGUCAUAUAUUGAAGAGAGAUCACGAACAAUUUCCCCGCCACUACCGACAGACGGACUUCAAAAUUUCUGUCCAUCGAAAGUGUCGUCUUUCACCUCUGACGUAUAUAACAAUUAAAUCAUUCGUAACGGACGGAAGGACUCCCGACAAUCAAUCGAUUGUGUCGUGUGUCACAUGGACAGUUGUGUAAGUAAACUAUCCGAACAUACGCAAAGUUCAGUACAAGCCUCUUACAUAAUGUUAUACGUGUAGCCAUGACUAUUACAUGGACUAUUCAUAUUGGAAUAUCGGAUUUUAUUUUAGGUACGCUAACCUGUUUAUUUGUUGUAUAUCCAAUCCAAUAUACACUCAUGUAGAAUGUUUCUCCAGAUAUAUCAGCUUAAUUAUUCGUGAAAUACAUGUUUUCUCAUUAUUUCGCUCAAAUUUAUGAAUUUACAUAAACGAGAGAUCUUUACGUGAAUUUUCACUCGCCUUCAAUCGGUACGAUAACCGGAAGUCAUCACGAUUGCAUGGUCAUUGUGGCCGAAAUUACAAUCUGUAAAUUAAACAGUUAUCUGAUUGAAUGAUAAACCGGUUGAAUUACAAAAGAACUUCAUCCUUCUGGACACGUAUGUUUCCUGUGUACUAAAGGGAUUAAUAUUUAAACUCAUCUUAAACAAGGCAUCUUCUUUGAUUAUAUCGUCACAUGGCUUUAAAGUUAAUCGCGCUCGACUUCCCCUGCCAUAUUUCCUCACCCAGGGCAUCUCUUGAUAAACGAGUAAUAGGUAUCACGUCUGAGUUCCGAAUGGCUGAACAAAUCACACAUGGCGCUUCAAAACGAUCAUCUUUAUUGAUGUGUUAUUGUUUUAUAUCAUUUUGAUAACAUGUGUGUUGCCAUUGUGGGAGGGAAACACGAUUUUUUGUUUCCCGUCUCUAAUUUGUGUUUAACGAGGGCUAAGAAAUACGUUUCAUUACCACAGUGGCACUAAAUGUCUUAUGAAACAUUCAUUCACAUAACUUAUAGGUCUCUGAAAACCCACCGGAAAUUGGAGCUUUCCGUUAUUGGAGUCCAGAUUGUCGAGAUGUCACUGUUAGAAUAUACAAUGUUACAUAUAUGUAAUAUUUAUCUAGUGUUGUAAGCGUGUCACUUGCCAUGUCAAUGCCUAGGUGGCAUAGAAUUUAUGUAUUGAGCAUUCGUGUCGCAUCGUAUGCUUGACAAAAUGGCCUUUAAUCAAACUGGGCAGUGAAAUUGAUUAUCAGCUACAAUGUGAGUAUACGCUUGUGAUGUCCGUGGUCAGUGGACAUCUGCAGUCAUUAUUCUUUCAGAGAAUAAUAAAUCACUAUCCUGCUUUCGGUCUGUCAUGGCCGACACCGGAUGUGAGAAAUGACAUCCACUUCCUGUCAGAAGUCAUGGUCUCUCUGACGUUUGAGACUUUAUUGUUUUCGUCGUUACUUUCGAACAUCUCGGUAACAAGUGAGAGUGGACAAAGAGCACGCAACCUCGCGACGCCUUUUGUAUAAUUUGUAUGUAUGAGGGCAAACGGAAAUGAUAGAUGCAUUCAGUGUGGUACAAUACCAAGAACGUCUUACAUAGGGGUCACACAGGUCAUGUAAUCUCUAUUUAUAUGUGUUUUCUUUGCGACGUUUCAUUAACGGCCUGCUGCUUGUGUCAAGUUGUAUAAAUUGAACCGUCAUAUAUCAUUUAAUCUCAUACUACGAUAAUAAUAAAUAUUGUU